AUUACUGCCUGGCAGUGCUGCUGAGAGGGGAGGGAGCAGAGCGGAGCAGGUUUCGGCUUACAGCGCAUACCACACUAACUACAGCAAAAUACACUAAAAUACAGGCUGGAACUACACGGGACUACACCUUCAACUACAGCCAACUUCGGAUUGAGACUGAGGACACUGCUGCCCGCAGACUGUGGAUUGUAACAAGGAGUUUUUUAGCCCUGAAAUGUGGGAAUGCUUUCUCCUCUUUUCCGUGGUAUGUGGAUCUGGGAGCGACCAUGUUAUUAGGCAGGUGAUAAAAGGAGAAGCCGGCUGUUCUAUCCCAGCUUAAAGAAGACACAGGAUAGAAACUGAGGGAGAUACCAAGAGUCGGAGGGGGAUUCACCACUACCAGGGGAAAAAUCAGGAUGAAAGUGCCUCUGUACCACUGACGAGCAGAACUGGAAUGAUAUCUUGACCUUUUUUCCUGGAAGUGACCAAGUUAGCGAUGAGUGGGGGGAUAUAAUGGCCAAGAACAAGGAUGCGCGCCCCCCGACAUUCGCCGUCAGUGUGGUUGGCCUCUCGGGGACAGAGAAAGAGAAGGGAAAUUGUGGCGUUGGCAAGUCCUGUUUAUGCAACCGUUAUGUGCGUCCCGAUGCGGAUGGCUACUACUCGGAGCACACCUCAGUGUUGAGCACAAUAGACUUUGGGGGACGUGUGGUUAACAAUGACCACUUCCUGUACUGGGGGGAUGUUUGCCAUCGAGGGGACGAUGGGUUGGACUGUAAAAUCCAAAUCAUCGAACAAACAGAGUUCAUUGAUGACCAGACGUUUCUUCCGCAUCGGAGUACGAACCUGCAGCCAUACACUAAACGGGCGGCGUCAACCAAGCUCCAGUCGGCGGAGAAGCUUAUGUACAUCUGCACGGAUCAGCUGGGCUUGGAGCAGGACUUUGACCAGAAACAGAUGCCUGAUGGGAAGCUGAACAUCGAUGGCUUUUUGCUCUGCAUUGAUGUUAGCAAGGGGUGCAAUAGGAAGUUUGACGACCAAAUGAAGUUUGUCAACAGCCUCUACUCCCAAAUUGUCAAGUCAAAGAAGCCGAUCGUCGUUGCUGCCACAAAAUGUGAUGAGUGUGUGGACCAGCACCUGAGGGACCUGCAGGCCUUUGUUGCCAGCAAGAAGAACCUGCUGCUAAUCGAGACAUCAGCACGCGCCAAUGUCAACGUGGAGCUCUCCUUCAAUGCCCUCAUCCAGCAGCUGGAUAAAACGAGGGGGAAGCCAAAAACUGUGCCAUACCUGGAGGCCUAUAAGAUCCAACGGCAGCUUGUUGCCUCUGUAACGGAUCGAUUUGAGAAAUUGAUGGUACAUUCGCUGAGAGAUUACCACACCACGUGGAAAACAGUGGUCAAUAAUCUGAAGGGCCAACCAGACUAUGAUGACUUCAUCACCUUGGAGGGCUCCAGGAAAGCACGCAACAUGUUCACAAAGCACAUUGCACAACUGAAGCAGGAGCACAUUAGGAGGAGGAGGGAGGAGUACCUGACAACACUACCGAAAACCCUUAACAACCUACUCAAUAACCUUGAGGAGGUAGAACAGCUCUCGUGGCCCGAGGCGCAGAGUGUAAUACGGAACCGCCCUGAUUUCCAGUACUGGUUUGUAGUUCUGGAACAUACACCAUGGGAUGAGUCGGACCACAUCGACAACAGUGACCGCAGGAUACCCUUUGACCUCCUGGAAACACUCGAUGGUGAGAGGAUUUACCACAACCAUGUCCAGCACCUGCUUUCUGAGAAGAGAAGGGUGGAGAUGAAAGACAGAUUCAAGAAGACGCUGGACAGGGUUCAUUUUAUCAGUCCAGGGCAACCUUGGGAGGAAGUCAUGUGCUUUGUCAUGGAGGACGAGGCCUACAAGUACAUUACAGAAUCAGAUAGAAGGGAUGUUUACUGUAGACACCAGCAGGAAAUAGUUGAAAGGGCCAAAGAGGAUUUUCAGGAAAUGCUUUUUGAGCAUGCUGAGUUAUUCUAUGACUUGGAUCUGAAUGCAACCCCCAGCUGCGAUAAGAUGAGCGAAAUUCACAGUGUGCUGAAUGAGGAACCCAGAUACAGAGCGCUGCAGAAACUUGCCCCAGAUAGAGAGUCGCUCCUCCUCAAACACAUUGGGUUUGUUUACCAUCCCACUAAGGAGACAUGCCUGAGCGGGCAGAACUGUGUGGAUCUGAAAGUGGAGCAGGUUUUAGCAAACAGGCUGGUACAGCUCGACCAUGGACGCUCUAAUCUCUACUAUAGCAGUGCCAACAUCGAUAAGAUCAACCUCUGCCUCCUGGGAAGGGAGGGUCUCUCACAGGAAUUAGCCAAUGAGAUCAGAGCUCAGUCCACAGAUGACGAGUACACCCUGGAUGGUAAAAUCUAUGAACUGGAGCUUCUUCCCGUGGAUGUCAACUCCACCCUGCUCUUCAGCCAUGCAUGGGUCAACACUUUCAAGCCACAUGGCUGCUUUUGUGUGUUCAACUCCAUAGAAUCUCUCAACUGUAUUGGAGAUUGCAUAGGCAGGAUCAGAGCAGAAAUAGCACAGAGCAGGAGAGAUAGGUUUGCUCAGCCACUACCGUUCAUUCUCAUCCUGGCAAACCAGAGAGACAGUGUUUGCAAAAACAUACCUAUCCUGAGGCACCAGGGCCAACAGCUGGCUAACAAGCUGCAGUGCACCUUUGUCGACAUCCCCUCUGGGGCCUUUCCACGUAAAUUUACAGAGUUUCAAAUUAAGCAGGGUCUGCGAGCAGUGUUGGAAGGGCUGAAGCAUAACUUUGAUGUCUUGGCCCCGCUGCCCUGUAUCAAAGACAUGUCAGAGACGGACCUUAGGAUAGUCAUGUGUGCUAUGUGCUGGGAUCCUUUCAGCGUUGACCUCAUCCUCUCGCCUUUCUUAGACUCGCAUUGCUGUAGCGCAGGGCAGCCGGGUCAGCCCAACACGCUGAUACUGGACAAGAUCAUCAGGGACAGCAGGAGGAGGAUCCAAGUCACUGUCCUUUCCUACCACUCUGCUAUCGGGGUCCGCAAAGAUGAACUCGUGCACGGUUACAUCUUGGUCUACUCUGCCAAACGCAAAGCCUCUAUGGCCACCCUUCGGGCGUUUUUGGCUGAAGUCCAGGACGUGAUCCCCGUCCAGAUGGUGGCGAUCACAGACAGUCAGGCUGACUUCUUUGAGAAUGAUGCCAUCAAGGAGUUGAUGACGGAGGGAGAGCACAUUGCCACAGAGAUUGCUGCCAAGUUUACAGCGCUGUACUCACUGUCACAGUAUCAUCGUCAGACAGAGGUUUUUACACCCUUCUUCAAUGAAGUGCUGGAGAAAAAGCCAAAUAUUGAGAGCUCCUUCCUGUUUGACACCUCGUCCCGGGAGUGCACCACUGGAGCCAGUGAGGACGUCUUCCCCACCUCGCCACAUAGCCACUCCCCAGCCUACAACACCUAUUACCCAGAGUCUGAUGAUGAUAACGAGGCCCCGCCACCUUACAGUCCAAUAGGCGACGACGUCCAGCUUCUCCCCACACCCAGCGAGCGAGCCAAGUACCGAAUCGACCUCGAAGGCAAUGAGUACCCAGUUCAUAGCACGCCUGUUGGAGACCAUGAGCGCAACCACAAAGUGCCUCCACCUGUCCGGCCCAAACCAGUGCUCCCCAAACCUAAUGUCAAAAAGCUGGACCCCAACCUGCUCAAAACCAUUGAGGCCGGCAUGCGAAGCAACCGUAGGAUGCCACGUGGCCCAAUGACACACUCUGAGGACGUGGAGGCGUCAGACAACUAUGCAGACCCCGUGGACACCUUGCUAAGGUCCAGGGGUUUCCACAACGAUGACAUAUAUGCUGUGCCUGAAGACGCACACAGCCGUCUGGUCAAAAUAAGAAACUCCUUUGGUGGAUUACAUGGCCUUCAUGGAGGAGGAGAGGAAGAGAAUGGAUACGACAGGAAGUCUCAGGCUGGACGGCGGCCAUCAAAAUACAAACAUCGCUCUAAGAUCUUGUUCAGCAAGACAAAGGCCUACCAACGACGAUUCCACUCUGACAGUGACGGUGAGGAGUCUGGCCCCGCCACGCAGAAAAAGAAAAAGGGAAGAGCCCACCGGGGCAGCGAGGAGGACCCACUGCUGUCCCCUGCCGACCCCUGGAAGGGAGGGAUAGAUAACCCAGCCAUUACCUCUGACCCUGAGCAGGAGGACAAGAAGAUGAAGAAGAAGAAGACGCCCAAGACGCCAAAGGAACCGAAGAAGCCGAAAUCUUCCAAGCCCCCCAAACCUCUGUACCCGCCCACCCGAAGAACCUGGGAGAGCAACUACUUUGGCGUUCCCCUGCAGAGCCUGGUGACCGCGGAUCGACCCAUCCCUCUCUUCAUCGAGAAAUGUGUCGAAUACAUCGAGCGUACAGGUCUGACGACAGAAGGCCUUUAUCGCGUCAGCGGGAACAAGACGGACCAGGACAACAUCCAGAAACAGUUUGAUCAAGAUCACAGCAUCGACUUCGUGGCGAUGGACGUGGCGGUGAACGCUGCUGCUGGAGCGCUGAAGGCUUUCUUCGCCGAUCUGCCCGACCCGCUGAUCCCCUACAGUCUGCACCCGGAGCUGGUGGAGGCCGCCAAAAUCGUGGACUACAUCGAGCGUCUGCAGGUCUUGCGGGAGAUCGUGAAGAAGUUCCCUCCGGUCAACUACCAGGUCUUCAAAUACAUCAUCACACACCUCAACAGGGUGAGCCAGCACAGUAAGACCACGCUGAUGACGGCCGACAACCUCUCCAUCUGCUUCUGGCCGACUCUGAUGCGGCCGGACUUCGAGAACAAGGACACGCUGUCCACCACCAAGCUGAACCAGGCCGUCAUCGAGUCCUUCAUCGUGCAGAGCGACUACUUCUUCCACGGCGGCGAGGUGGCCGAGAGCUCGAGCAGCGAGGGCACGCCGCCGCCGCACUGCCACAACAUGGUGGAGGCUCUGCUGCCGCUGCAGCUGCCCCCGCCGCUGCAGCCGCAGCAGAUCCAACACACCCUGCACCCCGACCCGCUCAUCUAACGGCCGCAGGAGCAUGCUGGGAAAUGAAGUCCGGGGUUGAUUGUGUGCGCCUCCAGCUGCUUUGGGCCGACGAUCGCCUGGAGGUCGUCUUCUCUGCACGACGCUGGUCGGCUGUUCAAAUAAAACAUAAAAUAACCGAGUUGUGAGGAAUCAGCAGCUGUCUGUCAGCUUUUAGAGACACAUCGACCGUCUGCUGGAUUAAUCUGUGAGAUCGGCUCAAGAGGUGAAUCCUGGAUCAGAGAAUUACAAUCGGACGUCACCUUUUGGAACUAACUUUUGGAUCUGACUGCCCCUUUUAUGACACGAAGACUGAAACCAGUCGAUGAAUGAACUGAUUUGAUUUGGCACAUAACACUAAUCGUUCAGCAGGGUCGGACUCUGGGACAAAUAAAGAUGACACUCCUAACUUACCCUGAUGGAAUAGCACACUGGGGUCCUCAGCGAGUCUCCCUAAAUCCCGCCCACCUUUUCCCUUCUCACCACGAGACAAAAGGGAAGUUAAACUUCGAGUCCUGACGACUGCAUCACAAAUCUGACACUCCUGAUUCUCACAGAUUCGCUCGUUCGAUAUCUGACCGACUGUUUGCCGGCUGAAAGGAUUUCACGGAGUCUUCCUCCACAUUUCGGCACAGGAAAUUAUUUCUUCGUCUUACUAUUUUUUUUUUUUGUUUUUUGUUGCCCUUUGUCCCAAAAUAAAAGGAAGCGAGGGACAAACUUGACACCAGAAACUUUCCCUCCGACACCAGACGUACAAACUGUGGAGCUGUGAACUCGACGCCUCACAGAUAAAUGAGAUAUUGUGGAUUAUUUUUAGUCUUGGGAGGACGGAGGGGGGGCGUCUGUUUUAAAUACUAAAAGACUAAAACGAGAUGAACCCUCUGACCGGACAGCACAUGCACGAUUUGUGUCAAAAGUCCCACUCGCCAACUUCAUGUCUGUUUGUGUAGUUUUAUGUUUUAUCAUUUCUUUUUUUAAUAUUUUUUUGUAUCGUCUGAUUUCUACCCAGUUUGUGUGUUCGUGUGUGUGUGUGAUGAUGAUGGUGUGUGUGAUCUGUGUGAACUGACCUGGGGUCUGUAUUGCAGCCAGUUUGUACCUUCUCCGCAGAGGGAAGGGGGGAUUCAGGAGGGAAAAAACGUGGACUGACAGACUCGUUACGCUCCGUACGAGAGAUCAGACUUUUACGGACUUCACUACAAGCUUCAGUCUAACCGUCUCGUCUCGUUAGAGUCUCUAACUCUUAAUGCACCGACCGACGUCCCUCCACCUGAAGGGACGACCUCCUCCGACCCCUCCGACUCCUCCGUGACGGCACAUGAGCGAUGAAAAAAACCACUACGAUGCAUUCUGGAUCUGUUUCGCUUCGAGGAGGCGUCUUCCGUGUUUCGAUGGCGGACGAACGGACAUCCCACUCUGUCAUUUCUGUUUUUUUGUUCUGUUGGUUUGUUGGAAACUAAAAACUUUGCAUGUCUCUGUUUUUGCCACUUAGUGAGGAAAAAAAAAGAAACUUUAAAGUUUAAAAAAAUGAAAUGAAACUCUGAAAAGGAGCUGUUGUUCAGAUCUGCAUCGUUUUAUCUGAAUCUUUUCGGUUUUAAGGGGAAAACUCUUACGAGGAGUUUCGUUUUUUCUUUUCUGUCAUGCAAGAAAUCGACUCUUAAUAUCAUAUUUUUGGUUAUAUGUUGAAUAGUUUUCCCUAAAUAGAGGAAAGAAGUAUAUAUAAGUAUAUAUAUAUAUAAAUUUAUCAGCAGCAGAGGUUGCUGAUUUAGUGAAAUACCACGGGGUACUGGACUGUAUAAUCUGUCAGAAGCUAUAAUCAUAUUUCUUUGUGGUUCUGAUGGUGUAACUGAAACCAUCUUUAUUAUUUUCUGAUGGUGUGUGUGAAUGUGUGUGUGUGUGUGUGUGUGUGUGUGUGUGUGUGUGAGGGGAGAGGGUUGACGACAGACCGUUUUAAUUCCUCUUUGACUGAAAGAGAAGAUCAGACAUCCCUCAUCGCCGUGUUUCAUCCACGACACUCGGAGGCAGAACGAGAGCGGAGAGACGGAAACGAGGCUGAAUUUAGUAACGAGUUUGUUUCUGUGGACGAGCUGAGCGAGCGUCGUCCGUCUGAAAGAUUAAUCCCUGACAGUCUUUAACUGGAGCACGUUAACGUUUAUGGCCGGUUUUCCACAAUCUUGCAGCACACGCGAGUCUGUUUGGACAAAAAUACAAACCAGUUUAUAAACCAGUUUCACACAUUGGAACAGAGAAAUAUAUACGUGUAUACAAAUCUGAAUAAUUCCCAUAGUUUCCUUGACAAAAGUUUGUGAUUUGCAGUAACUCAAGUAAAAGGAAAAGUUCCUGCCAAAAUUUAAAUCCAGUCAUCAUGUCCUCGCUCGAAGGAAAGUCAGGUGAAGUUUUAGUCCACAAAACAUUCUCCCGAACAGCUGAAGUAGCUGGAGACUUGUUUUAAAACGUAAAAACAACCAACAAGUCUCAAAUUGAUCUGAGAAGAUGUUAAUUACUCAGUUUAUGAAACUGAAAUCUUCACUGUAGCUGUGGAGAUAAAAGCGUUAGUGACGCCGUCUGAAGCGUCUGCACGAGCUCGUCAAGGACAAAAAUAACGUUUUUUCAGAUCAGUUUGUUUGGUUGUUUUUGAAUUCUGCACCUCUUGUUGUACUGUGAAGCUCCAGAAAUGUUUUGUUGGCUAUGAAACAUCACCUGAGCUUCAUCGGCAUGGAGGGAGGAGAGGAGGACUCCAUGAAUCCACUUAGAAACCCUCUGAGAAGUCUCUCCUCAUGUGCAGAACUUGCCUUAGAAACAUCAUGUUUUUAAGUUUCCUUCAGUAUCACAGUAACACUGUGAUAGUUGUCAACACAUCCACAGGUUCACUGCAAACAGGAAGUGUUCUGCAAAGUUUUAAUCGAGGUUUGAAGUUUGUUUUUAUUGUUUUUUUACAUCUCCAGCUCCUUCAGUUGUUCAGGAGAAUGCUGUAACUUUUAAGUAACAUUAAUUACAUCUGAUCUAAUGUGUUGCGACACCGUCAGUGUCUAGGAGUAUUUCUUCUUAUGUUUACCUGACUGAAGGAUCAAAACACCUUCAGCUCUGGUAAUUUGUUGCUAAUUAUAGGCUGUUAAAUUAGCACCAUUUCAAUCAAUUAAUUUCAGUUAAUUGCGGCGUCACCCAGAGAGUCUUUCUAAUCAGGACACAGCAGGUCGGCUCCACGGGAACAAGAGCAAAAUCCAACUUGUGUUCAAGUUUUCACUAAUAGAUAGAAAUAAUCAAUGAAUUUCUAAAGAAGUUGAAAAAAACCUCAGAAAAACAGAAUCCUGAUCAAUUUCAACGUUUUAAUUCGAGGACUGACUGAACAAAUUCAACAUAAAUUAUGAGAUAAGAGUCUUUUAGACACGUUGAGUGUCACUGUGAUGUUUAAAUCAACAGAAUCCCAGGCGGUAAAAUCUCCUCGCCAAAUUAAAAGCCUCCUCAAAAGCUGUUUUUUAAUUAAUUGAACGCUCCUUCAUUAACUUCCCCUCUGCUCCUCUCUGCCGCCGGUUUCAUUAUGUUAUUAAACUCGCAUCUUACCCAGAAUGCACUGCACUGUAGUGGAUGUCUGGUGGAGUAAUUUCGCUCCAGUUUGAGGGUGUUUGCGUCUCGAUGGCGUCGGCGAUGAGGGAUGAAUCCAAUCAUAGAAAAAUGUCGAGUCGGGGUGCGUCCCAUUUCAGACAUGUGUCUCCUGUGUCCUCGGCGUGGUCAGCUGCUUCCUGUUUCCUGGUCGGCUCAUAUUUAUGUCCAGACGUUGAGAUUUAAUGUCAAAUUCUGCCUUUUUUGGACAGAUUUAAGUCAGAAAAUACAAUUUAUCUUCCCACCAGCACUGAAACAAAGACGUUUAUCAGCAGAUGUUGAUUUAAUUUGAUGGUUUUAAACAAGAAAUACACAAAUUUGCUCGUUCCAGCUCAUAGAAGGGAUGUUUUCUUACAUUUUGUUGUUUUAUUGAACUUUAAUUGUAAUGUUCUGGGUUUGGGAUUCCAUUCAGACAAAACAACGUGUUUGAAGACGUUAUCAGGACUCUGGAAACUUUAACUUUCCAAAUAAUGAGCAGAUAAACUGAUGGAAAAUAACUGGAACUACGAAUUCUACCUGAGAUGUUUAGGAUUUUAUGAGAAUAAGAAGAAGUAGAAAAGAAACGACCCGACGUGGAUCAUUAGUUUAGGUUUUGAUCGGAGGACGAGGUCGUCCUGAAGGAGAGCGACGGAGCCAGAAGUCUGUCGUAACGCGGCCACAAAUCUGAUUUAGCGAGCUUUAAAGGGCGCUGUGAAGGGGACAUGUGUCUGGAAUGGGACCCGCCGCAGACAAAUGAGGCAUAAUUUACCUUUGAGAUGUGAAUGAGAGGCUAAAGGGUGAGUUAAAGGGGAUAAAUAUUCAGAAUGGAACGUAGCCAGAAGCCCAUUUUAAGGUUUUAUGAUGUUGGACUGAGGAGGACGUUGAAGGGCACAUCGAAGGGAGCGAGCGGCGGCGAGGAGUGGACCGGAGCCAGGAGCUCCCUGAUCUCCAUGUUCAAGUGUUCGGGGGGCGGUGGGAGGGUGAGGAGGGUGAGGAGGGGUUCAGCAGCUGCUAGAUAAUAAAAGAUUAAGCUGUUCGUCUGUAGUUUUUUUUUCAUCAGCCAAUCAGCCGUUCUUCUUGCUUUCUAUCAUCCCGUCACAUCGGUGUACAAACCACCCGACUCUUCACAUCAUCCGCUGUGUAUUAUAGUAAAUAAAAAUGAUUUUCAGAAAUGAAAAACUCUAAAACAAAGUUUGUUUCUUUUUCUUUCUGUUUUCUCUCCAUAAUGUUUCCAAAUAAAGUUUCUUUUUUUCCAAA
Messenger RNA from Acanthopagrus latus (yellowfin seabream), 9846 nucleotides. It is a transcript of the gene arhgap5, whose product is annotated as Rho GTPase activating protein 5. The coding region runs from base 493 to 5016 and encodes 1507 amino acids. Gene Ontology annotation, molecular function: GTP binding; GTPase activity. Gene Ontology annotation, biological process: signal transduction. NCBI's taxonomy places the organism in Eukaryota, Metazoa, Chordata, Actinopteri, Spariformes, Sparidae. The transcript is spliced from 7 exons. The record is from RefSeq and is a predicted model, not a curated record.